UUUACGACUGUAAUUUUUGGCGUCAAAUUCACAUUAGGUGGUUAUUAGUUGUAGACAGCUUAUAUUAUUACCAGAUGUAAGUUAGCUUCUGUUUUUAGACACUUUAACCUAGAUUUAACCACGAGCAAAUCGCAAUGUAUAUUCGUCUGAUUGUUUCUGCUUUAUAAAUCAAAUAUAAAAGACAACUGGUUAUAUUUCUUCUUGUAUUCCAAGAUUACUGUACUGAGUUAGUUGAUUUCUCGACGAAAGUUUCGCUUACUGACGAUCAGAGGAUCCACUAUAUGCCGAAGAAACUCGGGACAUGUCCGAAAUCAUUGGAGGCUCGAGAAAGACGAGCCGAAAAGAAGCGAGAAGAGCGAGAAAUCACACUAAAAAAGGCUGAGGAUGAGUAUUGGAGAGAUGAUGACAAGCAUUUGAAUAAAAAACAACAACGGAAAGAGGAAAAAGAUUCAAAGCGUCUGGAGCUAAUAGAGAGAAAAAAGGAAAAAGAAAAGCUAUAUAAUGAUGAGAUCGCUGGUUUCAAGUCAUCUAAAUCCACAGUGACUAAAGAACAACCGUCAAAGCUUACACAAGCGCAAAUUGCCGAAGCCCAAAAAAAAAUAGAAGCUCAGUUAAUAGCUUUAAACCAAACUACUCAGAAAUCUGAGGCUGCAGAAUUGGCUCCUAACCCAAACCGAAUUGAGAAAGAUGGUUUAGAAGCUCGUACCGUUGAAGAAGCUAUCACCAUACUAAGAGUGUUCCACCAUUAUGUCAUCACUAUUAAUAUUUCCAGGUCAUCAAUGCAAUUUAAAGUUGAGCACAGAUUUAAUCGGUUUAUUGUUCUAUGAAUCUUCUCAGAUGACUUUUGGAGAUUGGAUAGUGUCGUGUCAAAUAACUUUGUGGAAACGAUUUUGAUCUGUUGCCUAAUAUAUUUCUUAGCUAACUGACCCACGUGGUUUUUGAUAUAGGUAUAGGAAAAAUAUACAUGGCCUAAAUUUGUUUGCGAAAUCUUGGACGCAUUCAUCUCUUGUUUUCUUUCCAAUCCAUCUCAGAACCUCUUUUGUUCCUUAUAUACUGUUUCAUUACAGAAACUUGACCUGAUUGACCGAUUAUGUUUACCUUUAGAAUUUUUUCAACCAGUGUUAGAUCCUCCAUUUGGAUAGUCAGUAUCCAUGUAAUGAAGUUACGGGUAAAGUCUUUCCUCAUGUGUAGCAAGUAGAGAGUUCGCAUGGAUAAUAUUGUAUGGUGAAAUGUAACAAGAAUAAAAAAUGUAUGAGUUACCAACUGUCUCGUGUGCAUAGUGUAUUUAUCUUUUCCAAUUAAGAGG
This is a messenger RNA of Schistosoma spindalis, 1306 nucleotides long. NCBI's taxonomy places the organism in Eukaryota, Metazoa, Platyhelminthes, Trematoda, Strigeidida, Schistosomatidae. The record is from the annotation of a GenBank genome assembly.